GUCCGAAGCAAUUUUGGCGGCUCAAGGUUCCGAGGGGCCGUCGCCGGCCUCCCAGGGCUCCCCUCGGGCGUCUCUCGUUCCUCUCAGUUUUGCACAUUUGCAGACGGCAUGAUGCGCUUUCGCACGUCUCAUAGCGUCGGCGCGCUGCUCCUUCUGCUGGUAGCGCGCGGCGCCCCGAGUGCCGGGUCGCCGGCGAGCGGGACGCUGGCCCGCCCGAGGCUGGAGGGCUCGGCGAGCGGUCGCCCUCGCGAGCCGCAGGCCGAGUUCGGGAGGCGCCAGGCUACAAGCGGCGAGCAGUUGCUCAAGCUCUUGGUGAAUGAUGGGAUCGAGUACCACAAGUUCGGUAAAUCGGUGGCCGUUAGCUCCGACGGGGCCCGCGUGGUGGUGGGGGCCGGCUACUAUGACGACCAGGGCACCAAUUCUGGCUCCGCGUACGUGCUCGACGGGGCCACUGGCGAGAUGCUGCUCAAGCUUGUGGCGAGUGAUGCGGCCUCGCUCGACAGAUUCGGUACUUCGGUGGCCGUGAGCUCCGACGGGGCCCGCGUGGUGGUGGGGGCCUGGGGUGACGACGACCAGGGCAGCAAUUCUGGCUCCGCGUACGUGCUCGACGGUACCACGGGCGAGAGGCUGCUCAAGCUUGUGGCGAGUGAUGGGGCCGCAGACGACUGUUUCGGAACCUCGGUGGCCGUGAGCUCCGACGGGGCCCGCGUGGUGGUGGGGGCCUACUAUGACGACGAUCAGGGCCCUCAGUCUGGCUCCGCGUACGUGCUCGACGGUACCACGGGCGAGAGGCUGCUCAAGCUUGUGGCGAGUGAUGGGGCCGCAGGCGACUUUUUCGGAACCUCGGUGGCCGUGAGCUCCGACGGGGCCCGCGUGGUGGUUGGGGCCUCUUGGGACGACGACCAGGGCAGCAAUUCUGGCUCCGCGUACGUGCUCGACGGGGCCACCGGCGAGAGGCUGCUCAAGCUUGUGGCGAGUGAUGGGGCCGCAGGCGACUAUUUCGGAACCUCGGUGGCCGUGAGCUCCGACGGGGCCCGCGUGGUGGUGGGGGCCCGGGGUGACGACGACCAGGCUCCGGCUCCGCGUACGUGCUCGACGGUGCCACCGGCGAGAGGCUGCUCAAGCUUGUGGCGAGUGAUGGGGCCAGAUACGAAAAAUUUGGUAAUUCGGUGGCCGUGAGCUCCGACGGGGCCCGCGUGGUGGUGGGGGCCUACUAUGGCGACGAUCAGGGCACUCAGUCUGGCUCCGCGUACGUGUUCGACGGCACCAUCGUCACCACCGAGACGGCCACGAGUUCCGCGACGUCAAGCACUACUACCACCAUCAAGACAACCACCGAGACAACAACUGAGACGACCACCGCGACGACCACCGAGACGGCCACGACGACCACCGAUACGGGCACGAGUUCGGACACGUCAAACACCACAGCCACCACCGAGCCAUGGGGAUUAAUUGCAGUCUUCGCUGGUGUCUUGAUCUUCUUCAUUCACAACGCGGAGGUUGAGGUCAACUAGUCGGAGCAGGACGCGGAGAUCGAUGAGCACGAGUCGGCGCACCGUAUUUAGCACGACGCAGUGCCUGUAUCAUCUACGCCAACUCACCUUUGGCUUCGAGAAGCCACGUUUUUUCUCUUCAUAGGAUCAGUAACUGCCUAGUCUGGUCCGACACAGACGGCGCAGUCCUUUUGUAAGGUUGCGGCUACAUUCAGCACCAACCCUUUGGCGCUCGAGCGCCACGUUUUCGCACGCACCAGUGUCAGGCUGCAAUGCUGGCUUGCAGGCGACGUCCGCCUGCUGUCAGCCCAGUGAAUUGGGGCGGCGGAAAACGCCUAUGUGGCCGAGAGUUGGGCCAGAGCUCGGCCAAGCUAUCGGGCCAGUUGUUCCCCGAGUCGG
Prorocentrum cordatum is the source of this 1895-nucleotide messenger RNA. The record is from the annotation of a GenBank genome assembly. NCBI's taxonomy places the organism in Eukaryota, Dinophyceae, Prorocentrales, Prorocentraceae.